CGUGUUGGACAAAGCAGCAGCUGGUAAUCAUUUACAGAUGCCUAAAGUUGUAAAACCUCCACGGCAGAAAAGGUGUUCUGCAACCGACGUGAACAGGUGUUUCCACGAAAUUUGCCAAGGAGCCUCCAUCCGUAGCGCUUGCUAUCGGAACCGAGUCCCUCGAUCGACGGUUAGGUUUCGCAUGGGACAAAAAUGUAAAAACAGAGGAAAAACAGGAGCACCUACUGCUUUAGAAGCGGAUGCAGGGCAGGAGCUGGUAGUUUGGAUUAAAAAAUGGCCCGGAUAAGAUUUCCGGUUACAAAGUACCGUAUGAUGAGCAGAGUUUUGAGCUAUAUCGAACAGAAUCCCGCAAAGGGCAACUUCAAAACCGGUAAGCCAAGUGAUUCGUGGUUUAGAAGUUUUAUAAAGCGGCACAAAGAUCUUGCAAUUCGGAAGGCGGAAAGUGUCACCAGCGCAAGUGCCAAUGUUGUUGAGCAGGAUUUGAGGAAUUGGUUCCGGGAAGUUUAUGGAAUAGCCGUGGAGGAUAGUAUUGAUCAUCUUCUACGAAAGGCAAAGUGUGUGCUGAAUGGCGAUGAAUCCAGUUUCUAUCUUGACCCAUCUGGAGAUAAGGUGAUCGCCUUGAGAGGGGAAAGGAAUGUGUACAGAGUUGAUCAAGGUCCUGCUUAAAAAAACAUAAUAGUUAUGUUUACCUGCUCUGCUGCUGGAAAGAUGUAUCCGCCAAUGGGAGUUUUACCAUACAAGAAACUUUCCUUGGAUGUUAUUCGAAGCGUACCCGCAGGUUGGAGUAUAGGAAAAACAGACUCGGGAUGGAUGACCGCGGCAUGUAUUCUGAAAUACGUUAAAAAUAUCCAUCCACAACUGGUUGAAGAUGAUGCACUUCCGGCUGUCUAUUACGUAGAUGGUCACUCUUCUCACACCGCUUGGGAAACAGCUGAUGAAUGUCGAAGACUCGAAAAACACUUUGUCUGUCUGUACGCGAACAGUACAAGAAUUCUUCAAGGCUGCGUGGAUACGUGUGAUUGACUCAUGGAAAAUGUCCAACCCCAACAAAUAUAUGAAGACCGAAAAUUUUUCCCUGCUCCUUCAGGAGGCACUGAAGGACGUCGACAAAAAAGUACUAGAAAACGGAUUCGAAUGCUGUGGUUUGUUUCCAUUUGACGAGAACAGGGUCGAUUAUUCUAAAUGUCUUGGUCGUAAAAAUUCACAGGAACUCAUGAGAGUUGCAAAUUCAGCUGGUGAAAGCUGUCAUCAGUCUCCGCCUGAUGUUGGAAAUGCAGAUGUAAAUUCGGUAGAUGAAACCACGCAUGGAAACGGUCAGCUAUCUACAUCCAACGACCAUUACGAUGUGAAACCGUCAGCUGUUUCUAAUUUGGUAGAAACAGUUCAGGUAUUCCGUAUGAAAGCUGAAGAAGUUCUACAUUUGAUGGAGCCCAAUCGUCGAGGGAGGUAUA
Wyeomyia smithii (pitcher-plant mosquito) is the source of this 1451-nucleotide messenger RNA. RefSeq lists its product as uncharacterized. The record is from RefSeq and is a predicted model, not a curated record. Lineage: Eukaryota; Metazoa; Arthropoda; Insecta; Diptera; Culicidae. Bases 274 to 666 code for a protein of 130 amino acids. The transcript has 3 exons.